This is a messenger RNA of Trachemys scripta elegans, 3542 nucleotides long. It is a transcript of the gene CHUK, whose product is annotated as component of inhibitor of nuclear factor kappa B kinase complex. Gene Ontology annotation, molecular function: ATP binding; IkappaB kinase activity. The coding region runs from base 73 to 2328 and encodes 751 amino acids. NCBI's taxonomy places the organism in Eukaryota, Metazoa, Chordata, Testudines, Emydidae. Gene Ontology annotation, cellular component: cytoplasm; IkappaB kinase complex. The record is from RefSeq and is a predicted model, not a curated record. The transcript is spliced from 21 exons. Gene Ontology annotation, biological process: peptidyl-serine phosphorylation; positive regulation of transcription by RNA polymerase II; tumor necrosis factor-mediated signaling pathway.
UGACGUCAGCGAGAUCGGAGGGAAGCGCUGGUUUCCGGGCUGGUGGGGGGUUGCUGCGGGUCCUGGGGUGGCAUGGAGCGGCCCCCGGUGGGCGCGGCGCUGCGGGGACAGCCCGGAGGCAGCUGCGGCCCCUGGGAAAUGCGGGAGCGGCUGGGAACUGGCGGCUUCGGCAACGUCUGUCUGUACCAGCAUCAGGAUUUAGGUGAUAAGAUAGCUAUUAAAUCUUGUCGACUGGAACUAAGCAUGAAAAACCAAGACCGGUGGUGCCAUGAAAUCCAGAUCAUGAAGAAGUUAAACAAUCCCUAUGUAGUAAAGGCCUGUGAUGUUCCAGAGGAGAUGAACUUCCUAGUUAAUGAUGUCCCUCUUCUUGCAAUGGAGUACUGUUCAGGAGGUGAUCUCAGGAAGUUGUUAAACAAACCAGAAAAUUGCUGUGGACUUAAGGAAAGUCAAAUACUUUCUCUGCUUUGCGACAUUGGGUCUGGUAUCCAGUAUUUGCAUGAAAACAGAAUUAUACACAGAGAUCUAAAGCCUGAAAAUAUUGUGCUGCAGGAUGAUGGUGGAAAGAUAAUUCACAAAAUAAUAGACUUGGGAUAUGCCAAGGAUCUGGAUCAGGGAAGUUUAUGUACAUCAUUUGUUGGGACCUUACAAUAUUUGGCCCCAGAACUCUUUGAGAGUAAGUCCUACACUGUUACUGUAGAUUAUUGGAGCUUUGGAACAAUGGUGUUUGAGUGUAUUGCAGGAUUUAGACCCUUUUUACACAAUCUACAGCCAUUUACCUGGCAUGAAAAAAUCAAGAAAAAGGAUCCAAAGCACAUCUUUGCUUUUGAAGAGAUGACUGGGGAGGUUCGGUUUAGUACCCAUUUGCCACAGCCGAACAGUCUUUGUAGUAUAAUUGUAGAACCAAUGGAGCGUUGGUUACAACUGAUGCUGAAUUGGGAUCCACAGCAGAGGGGUGGAGGUAUAGACACAGAAACUAAUCGACCGAGAUGUUUCCUGUUAAUGGAUGACAUACUGAAUUUGAAGAUAGUACACAUCCUAAAUAUGACUUCUGCCAAGAUUGUUUCUUUUCUCUUGCAUCCUGAGGAAAGUCUUCAUUCACUUCAGUCUCGCAUUGAGCUUGAUACUGGAAUAAGUACUGGAAAUCAAGAGUUGCUUUUGGAGAUGGGAAUUUCCCUGGACCCUCGGAAACCUGCUUCCCAAUGUGUUAUUGAUGGUGUGAGAGGCUGGGACAGUUACAUGGUUUAUUUGUUCGAUAAAAGCAAAAUUGUGUAUGAAGGACCCUUUGCUUCCAGAAGUCUGUCUGACUGUGUAAAUUACAUUGUACAGGACAGCAAAAUCCAGUUGCCAAUUUCACAGCUGCGUAAAGUGUGGGCAGAAGCCGUGCACUAUGUGACUGGGCUAAAAGAAGAUUACAGCCGGCUAUUCCAAGGGCAGAGAGCUGCAAUGUUGAGUCUUCUUCGAUAUAACGCCAAUUUAACCAAGAUGAAAAACAAUAUGGUGUCCGCAUCUCAGCAACUGAAAGCAAAGCUGGAAUUCUUUCAUCAGAGCAUUCAUCUUGAUCUGGAGAGAUACAGUGACCAGAUGGCUUAUGGAAUAUCCUCAGAAAAGAUGCUCAAAGCCUGGAAGGAAAUGGAAGUAAAGGCUAUCCAGUGUGCUGAGGCUGGAGAUAUUGGAUACCUAGACGAACAGAUUAUGGCUCUGCACACAGAGAUUGUGGAACUGCAGAGGAGUCCAUAUGCAAGGCGCCAGGGAGAUGUCAUGGAGAGUCUUGAACAAAAAGCCAUAGAACUAUACAAGCAAUUAAAACCAAGACCUCCAGAUCACGCCUACAGUGACAGCACUGACAUGGUGAAGAUUAUCGUGCAGACUGUGCAGAGUCAGGAUCGAGUUCUCAAGGAGCUCUUUGGACACCUUAGCAAGCUGUUAGGCUGUAAGCAGAAGAUUAUUGAUUUGCUUCCAAAGAUUGAAGUGGCUCUGAAUAACAUCAAGGAGGCUGACAGCUCGGUGAUGCAGAUGCAGGGAAAAAGGCAGAGGGAGAUCUGGCAUUUGCUGAAAAUUGCUUGUACUCAGAGUUCUGCUCGAUCUCUUGUGAGUUCCAGCAUCGAAAGUGCAGCCACCUCUUCAACUGCUACAUGGCUCCCUCCAAACUCCUCUGGCAACAUACCCCAUCCCCUCUCUUCUAUGGCAGCUCCUAGAGAUGGGGAAGUUUUUGCCCAUGUGAUAGAAGAGAAUCUGAAUUAUCUGGACCGCUUUAGCACUAUCAUUCAAGAGGCGAAACAGGAGCAGAACAGCAGCAUGAUGAGUCUUGAUUGGAGUUGGCUGAAAUAAUUAAGGAAGACAAGCGGGCAUUGUUGCCAUCCCCAAUAUGUCCAUGUGCUCAAGGUUGGCUGACAGUCUGCGAUGAGAUGAAACAGACCAGUAUCAAUGUUAUGGAGUUGAUUCCACACACUGCUGAUUCAGGACUGAAUAAUCUUCUCUCCCACUGCAUCUGGAUGACAGUUAGUCCUGCAAGAGGCAUUUUGUGUUUUGUAGAUGUUAGCGGACUUGAUUAUAAAGUACAUGGGCAGCAACAGAGACCCUGCCUUGUAUGUUUUGCUGCUAGAGGCAAAUGUUUUCCAACCUGCUGCCUCAUGUCAGGGCUUUUAAAUCCAUAUUGAGCUACCUAAAGAAGUAGCCUGAUUUUCAGAGAUGCUGAGUGAUCCUGGCUCCCACUACAUCCCUGAGCACUGCAGAUGCUCAGCACACUUGAAAAUUAUACCCUUUAUAUUUAGAAGCUUUUUAGGCACCUGGGUUGGUUUGAAAAUGUUUGCGAUGGCCAGUCUUUCUAGCAGUAUGACCUGUUCAUGCAGUCAGUGCCUGGCAGGCACUGCUAGGGGAGGCAGCUGUUUCUCUGAUGAGCUGAGAUUAGGGCACUAUUUGAGAUGUUCUGUCUAUGGAGAACCUCUCCCGGAAGGAGAUACUCUGCCUCAGCAUUUGGCGUUAAUUUGUUUGGUGCUAGAGCAGCUGAGAGCUCUAGGGGAAGCAGAGCGGGCAGAUACCAGGGAGGUGUUCUCCUCAUUUCUUCUGAGUAGGAAGAAGGCAGGGAGUAUCUUCUAGGUUCAGACAGAUCUCUGCCUUAAGUGGACAAGAUGCACAGUACAGACUACAGUAGUAUCUGCAGUGUUCUGCUGGGGUGCUGGGCUACUUCACCCUCUUCUCCUGAGGCAGGCAUCUCACAUUCAAAAUCCCUAUAACAUUUUGUAUCCUGUUGCAAAAUGACAUAUUACUUAUGUUAUCUUGCACCCCAACCCCCAAAAAUCCCAACCAUCUGAGCCUUGGUCUGGGGAAUACCAUUUCUGAUGGAUGAAAGAAAAACACUACAGCCAUGGCUUUCCACCUGUGCUGUGCAUUCUUGUCCACUGAGAAGCAGUUUUGACAGAUGUUUCUUACUGAUUAGGAAAUGCUCCCCAAUUCCAAACAGACAGAAUUUUAUAUCCACUGGCUACUUAAAAUAUUUAAGAAUUCUAUUUGUUAAUUUGUGAUAAAUAUUAUAUUAUGUAGAA